Colletotrichum paranaense is the source of this 207-nucleotide messenger RNA. RefSeq lists its product as uncharacterized. Bases 1 to 207 code for a protein of 68 amino acids. The transcript is spliced from 2 exons. The record is from RefSeq and is a predicted model, not a curated record. NCBI's taxonomy places the organism in Eukaryota, Fungi, Ascomycota, Sordariomycetes, Glomerellales, Glomerellaceae.
AUGGCCAGCGGCAAUGCGAUAGAAUGGGCUCCCACACUGAAGCGUACAGGGUUCAUUUACAAAAGUACUGUGCUCUCAUUCAUACUCACUUCCAUGAGUGAUGACGAUGAUAAGGGCGCGCCCCAGCUGGAGGGCAAGUCUUCAUCGUCGAUUUCCUCCUCGAUUGUACUUAGUUCGCUCCUCGAGACCGUUGAAGGCGAAGAAUAG